Leptonychotes weddellii (Weddell seal) is the source of this 5265-nucleotide messenger RNA. It is a transcript of the gene NR1D2, whose product is annotated as nuclear receptor subfamily 1 group D member 2. The record is from RefSeq and is a predicted model, not a curated record. Gene Ontology annotation, molecular function: zinc ion binding; RNA polymerase II cis-regulatory region sequence-specific DNA binding; nuclear receptor activity. Gene Ontology annotation, biological process: cell differentiation; hormone-mediated signaling pathway; positive regulation of transcription by RNA polymerase II. NCBI's taxonomy places the organism in Eukaryota, Metazoa, Chordata, Mammalia, Carnivora, Phocidae.
GCUGCCCUCCCCAUCAGCCGCCCUCGCCGCCGCGGUGCGCUGGCUGCAGGAAGCCGCCGCGCCGCCGCUUUUGUUGUCGGGGACUCCGCGAGGAGCGCCGCUCGCCGGCCGCCGCCGCCCUCUCUCACUGCAGCCCGCCCUCAGGCCGCGGGGCCCGGGUUCCGGGCGCCCCGCCCGCCCUGCCCAUGAGGGGGCCCCGCGACCACCGCUGCCUCCAGCCUGGGGCGGCGCGGCGCUGAGGCGGAGGCGGCGCUGCCACUUCUGCGGGAAGCGGGCAGGCUCGGUCCCUUCCCGGAGGGCACCAUGGAGGUGAAUGCGGGAGGUGUGAUUGCCUAUAUCAGUUCUUCCAGCUCAGCCUCUAGCCCUGCCUCUUGUCACAGUGAGGGUUCUGAGAACAGUUUCCAGUCCUCCUCCUCCUCUGUUCCAUCUUCUCCAAAUAGCUCAAAUUCUGAUAACAAUGGUAAUCCCAAAAAUGGUGAUCUCUCCAAUAUUGAUGGCAUCCUGAAGAAUGAUCGAAUAGAUUGUUCUAUGAAAACAAGCAAAUCGAGUGCACCUGGGAUGACAAAGAGUCAUAGUGGAGUGACAAAAUUUAGUGGCAUGGUUCUACUGUGUAAAGUCUGUGGGGAUGUGGCAUCAGGAUUCCACUAUGGAGUUCAUGCUUGUGAAGGCUGUAAGGGUUUCUUUCGGAGAAGUAUUCAGCAAAACAUUCAGUACAAGAAGUGCCUGAAGAAUGAAAACUGUUCUAUAAUGAGAAUGAAUAGAAACAGAUGUCAGCAGUGUCGCUUCAAAAAGUGUCUGUCUGUUGGAAUGUCGAGAGAUGCUGUUCGGUUUGGUCGCAUUCCUAAGCGUGAAAAACAGAGGAUGCUAAUUGAAAUGCAGAGUGCGAUGAAGACCAUGAUGAACAGCCAGUUCAGUGGUCAUUUGCAGAAUGACACAUUAGAACAUCAUGAACAGACAGCCUUACCAGCCCAGGAACAGCUGCGACCCAAGCCCCAGCUGGAACAAGAAAACAUCAAAAGCUCUUCUCCCUCUUCUGAUUUUGCAAAGGAUGAAGUGAUUGGCAUGGUGACCAGGGCGCACAAGGAUACCUUUAUGUAUAAUCAAGAGCAACGAGAAAACUCAGCAGAGACCAUGCAGCCUCAGAGAGAACGAAUUCCCAAGAGCAUGGAGCAAUAUAAUUUAAAUCAUGACCAUUGUGGCAGUGGGCUUAGCAACCAUUUUCCAUGUAGUGAGAGCCAGCAGCACCUCAAUGGACAGUACAAAGGGAGGAACAUAAUGCAUUACCCAAAUGGGCAUGCCAUUUGUAUUGCAAAUGGACAUUGUAUGAACUUCUCCAAUGCUUAUACUCAACGAGUAUGUGAUAGAGUUUCGAUAGAUGGAUUUUCUCAGAAUGAGAACAAGAAUAGUUACCUGUGCAACACUGGAGGGAGAAUGCAUCUGGUUUGUCCAAUGAGUAAGUCUCCAUAUGUGGAUCCUCAUAAAUCUGGUCAUGAAAUCUGGGAAGAAUUUUCAAUGAGCUUCACCCCAGCAGUGAAAGAAGUGGUGGAAUUUGCAAAACGUAUUCCUGGAUUCAGAGAUCUCUCUCAGCAUGACCAGGUCAACCUUUUGAAGGCUGGGACUUUUGAGGUUUUAAUGGUACGGUUUGCGUCGUUGUUUGACGCAAAGGAGCGUACGGUCACCUUUUUAAGUGGAAAGAAAUACAGUGUCGAUGAUUUACACUCAAUGGGAGCAGGGGAUCUGCUAAACUCUAUGUUUGAAUUUAGUGAGAAGCUAAAUGCCCUCCAACUUAGUGAUGAAGAGAUGAGUUUGUUUACAGCUGUUGUCCUGGUAUCUGCAGAUCGAUCUGGAAUAGAAAACGUCAACUCUGUGGAGGCUUUGCAGGAAACUCUCAUCCGCGCACUAAGGACCUUAAUAAUGAAAAACCAUCCAAACGAGGCCUCUAUUUUUACAAAACUUCUUCUGAAGUUGCCAGAUCUUCGAUCUUUAAACAACAUGCACUCUGAGGAGCUCUUGGCCUUUAAAGUUCACCCCUAAGGCCUUUGUUUAUUUAAACAUGAACUGAUUCAUGCUAACUGUACCUUUUGUGCUAAAAUGCUUAUUUAUAUGUGUAUACCAUAUGUGGAGAUAGAAAAGACCUUUAAGACAACACAAGAUUGUAGGCUAUCUCUGUAAUCAUGCAGUAGCUGUUUGGAUUGAGGUUUCUCCAGCCAUGGUUAGACAUUGACCGCAUUUCCCCUAUAGACCAAUCAGCUGUGUCGCACUUAAACUGGAGAAGUUACACUGAAUUAUAGUCACACUGAAUGUUAGACUUUUUCAUCUGCCAAAACCAAAAAUCAUUUUGAUCUCCCUGUGGUAUAAAUAUAGCGCACAAUCACAAAUAUGUGAGAACUUAAAAAUUAAUCCUUUGUGGUAGAAAUUCUCUUGUAUGAGGAAGGCUUGAUUUCACCACAAGACCAUUUGAUCUGGUAAUUGGAGACAUUGCAAGUUAGGAGAUCUUCAUGUCUGUAUUUUGUUCUGCCGCUUGUUAAAGUGUAUGAUCCCGGGCAGGUUAGUUGGUUGUGGAAAAUGAAAAUUGAUAGUGUACUUAAUGCCCCACCUCACAGAUACUAAAAAAUGUCUAUAAAGCAUAUUUACCUCUUGGGAGAUAGGCACUAUGUAAAUAAGGUAAAUUUUUUGUUAUUAUAAUUAUUCAUAAUAUUCUUCCCUUAUUUCUAAGUAUUUCUGAGAAAUCAUUUCACAGUCCACACCAACCUAUUAUUCAGGGUUCCUGCAUAUGUGUGGGGUAUCCUCCUGGCACACACAUAUUUAAAAUUUAUGGGUACAUCAAGUAUAUAGUAUGUACAUAAUAUCUAUGUGAAUAUAGUUAUACAUAAACACAUUUCUUCACAAUAUUUUAAACUGUGAAGAACUUUAUCAUACAGUAAACUUAAAACAAGUGGUGUCAAAGACUCAAAUUAGGUGCAUUUUACCUGUUGAUGACAUAACCAUUGCUUUAAAUGUUUAGACAGUAGAUUAUUGAACUUAUGCUCUAUUUUUAUUUAAGCAGCACUUAAUGUAAAAGUACAACAGGCAGUUGAGUCCAGAUUUCAAAAAAUACAUAUUUUAGAGUUCAUCUUUGGUUAAAUCUUUGGUUCAAGGUACUAGUUUAAAAGUUCAUUCAGAUUCUUACCUUGUACUAAAAAAGGUUACAUUGCUGCCCCUUAUAUACAUGCUGCAGCUUGAUAAAUAUUUUGAUUCUUUUUGGAGAACCAAUCAAUGUUUUAAGAAAACUGUUUAAUGUGUUGGUCCUGCGUGUGGUGUGUGUGUGUGUGUGUGUGUGUGUGUGUGAGAGAGAGUGUGUAUGUAUGUAUGCAUUUGUGUGCAAAUGUGUUUUGAGUCCACUGUUUUUUUUUUCCUAAAUAACACUACAGGGAUUUUGUCAAAUUAGAUUUACUCUGUAAUUUGAAAAAUCAUUUAGUGUGUGAGACCUACAGACUUAGAAGUGGUACAGAGACAUUUCAUCCACAUUUCUAAUAUUGGGCUUUAUUAAAUAGAGAAGAUCAGCCUCUGCUUAUGGCAGUGGGAGAAAUAGCCAAAGUUGAGGAUUUUAUGUAUGUUUUUCUGUUUCCCUGGAAAAUAGCAAUUAAUUGGAAUUUUUUGGAAAAGAUUGCCUUCUGUAUAAUUUUUGGAUUAUAUAAAACUUUAAGAAUGGAAAGAGCCCGCUUUACUAUACUCAGCCUGUUACUUUAAUGACAUGUGAGCAGAAUGCCUUAUUUUGUAAUCUUGUUUAACUUGUUGCUACUGGGACUUGAAUUUCUGUGGCACUUGUUAAGUAAGUCAAAAAAAGAAGUUAAAUCCUCUCAUUAUUAAAGAGGAAGGGUGAUGGUGAUGUCUGUCAUACAGUAUAAACCAUAAUUGUGAUUUACCUUACAUAGGUAAGACUUUUAUGGGAUAUACAGUAUAGUUUUUGUGAAUUCUUUACGAUAGCAUUAUCUUUUUAUAAUUUUUUUUCUUAAGAUAAAUGCAUAGUUUUCUUCUAUGGGGGAUAGAAACGGCUUUUUGAAGUAAUCCUGAAAACCUCAAAGAUCAUGUUUAUUCUUAGUUUUUGCCUUUUGCAUAAGCCUCUUUAUAACAUGUUAUCUUUAAAACAAUUACUGUCUUUAGGAAAUGUGUAACCAGAACUAUGUUAGUAUUGCUUAUAAAACUUUAGUUAGGUUCAAUAUAUACAUGUAUACAUCUAUAUAUAGGUAUAUAUAGGUUCGCAUUUUGUCUUGUAAGAUUUUAUUUGAACAAAUUCUUCCUGUAGGUAAUGGGAAACAAAAAUAAUAGUUCAUGUGCCAUUUGUAGCAUCUCUAUAUUUGAAAAUAGCCCAAUAUUAAAACUACUAAAAUUAAACCAGCAGCCUAUUAUAAGCACAUUCUUUGAUUGAGUCAUUGGGUAGAAACUUAAUGUGGGGAAGACAACCAGUUUGGAAAACUUCUGGGUCAGUGGGACACUGUUGAUUAAUUGAUAAUGUACUGUAUGAAUUAAGUGAUGCUUUAACUCUGAUUUUACAUUUUAAAUUAAAAUAUGGGCAUUAUGUCAGCAAACUUAAGGGCAUUAUGUUAGCAAGCUAAAACAUUUUUUUUUCUGUGCUUUUAAUGUAUCUCUUCACAUGAUCUGAGAGAGGAUUCAAGCUUUAGAAAUAGCUGAGGGAAAGGGGAAACAUCUUCUUGAGUUGAAGCUUUUCCUUAGGGCGAUGGUUUAAUUACAGAUUAAAAAAAAUUAGAAGGCAAUUUCAGUGGAUUAAGUGUAUAGCUUUUGUAUCUACAUUUCAAGAAAUUACCAUUGUAACUUGAUAAGAAAUGAUUUAUUUUAUGUAAACAUCAUUGCAAAGCAAGGUGUAGAAGCUCAGCUAGAUUUAUUACUGUGCACGAGAGUAAGUACCUAUCUCAGUUAUUCUUUUUCUUUUCCAAUAUAAAGUUUGCUGAAUGUACAAGAAGAGUUUAUCACUUAGGAUAUAGAAUUUUUUUUAGGGGUUGGGGGGAUGGGAUCUGUCAGGAAAUUGCCUAUAAACAAAGAUUGUCUUGAUUUGAUUCAAAACAUAAAACUUGAAGCUAUUCUUGAACUAACGUGGAAAAAUAAAAUGGCUAUUGUUUAAAAAAAGUGAUAGAAAUAUAUUGUCAAGAUAUGAAUUAAGUUUAUUUUCUACAAACUUAUUGAUGAGGACAUGGAUAAUAUCUUCAUGUUUCUGAAAAGUAAUCUGUACAUGGGGGGAGGGGAUAAUAAAUAUUAUUUCUAACCAAG